Cylicostephanus goldi is the source of this 383-nucleotide messenger RNA. The record is from the annotation of a GenBank genome assembly. NCBI's taxonomy places the organism in Eukaryota, Metazoa, Nematoda, Chromadorea, Rhabditida, Strongylidae.
AUGGCUCACUGUAAAGAGGUUCUCUCACGAAGUGUCCUGGUGCAAUGUUUCCUUCUGAACAAAUUUCGCGGCAAAAGAUUUACCAAGGUUGACCAACUGAUCCUUUCCUAUGGUGGUCUACGCGGAGCGAUUGCAUUUGGUUUAGCGAUUUCUAUUCCAGAAACAAUACUGGCAAAAAGGAUGUUCAUUACAACUACCUUAGUUGUGAUUUUCUUCACUGUCUUCCUCCAGGUAUUCAAUCUGCUUAUUUUUUACCGCUCUGGUGAAAUUACCACCCGAAUCUUCAAGCAUCUAUUAAUUAUCUGCUCAACUCACACACAAAAAUUCGCAGAAAUUCAACGAAGAAAAACUGCUUUGAAAAAACCUGUACUUUUGCAAUAGCC